AUGCUGUUAGUUAUCACAGCGCUAUCCUCGCUCCUAGUGAAUUCUUUCGUUAACCCUCCGUAUCAAGGAUGCGAACCCCCUUCCGAAAUUAAAUACAAGUUUCAGCACUUCUGGAUGACGGCUAAUCCAUAUCUGUUAUGGGAUGAGUAUCUGCGAAGAAAAGUUUUCUUGUUUUUGCUUGGACGGAUCCAUAAAGUGAAUGGCACUUUCGCAGAGAGAGUUGGACGCAAUUUUUGGACCCGACCUAAUCCGACAGUGAAGGAGAAAGUAUUCGAAACCAUGCACUUAUUCCAGCGCUGGCAGGUCGCCGGUCUUCCGCCGCAUUCAAAAUAUGGAUGCAACUGCGUGUACUAUCCUGCGAAAGACAUCAUGGAAAUGGCGUGCUUCUUCCAAGGAGAUCCAGACUUC
Ostertagia ostertagi is the source of this 408-nucleotide messenger RNA. The record is from the annotation of a GenBank genome assembly. Lineage: Eukaryota; Metazoa; Nematoda; Chromadorea; Rhabditida; Trichostrongylidae.